CUGCGCGAAGCGCGCCAGGGCGCGCGCCGCCGCCUCCGCCUCCUCACGCUGCCGGGCCUCCUCGUCCAGCCGCUGGCGGACGUGAGCGAUGUCCUCCAGCAGGUGCUCCUGCUCCAGGCGCAGCUGCCCGCGCGCCGCCCCGAGGCGCAGCACGGCGCCGCGCAUCUCGCGCACCUCGCGCUCGUACAGCUCGCCCAUGGCGGCGCGGCCGGCUUGCUGCUGCCGCAGCGCCGCCGCCUCGCCCUCCAGGCUGCGGUUGUGCGCCUCGAGCUGCCUCACCUUGUCGAUGUAGCCCGCGAAGCGGUCGUUCAGAGCCUGCAGCUGCUCCUUCUCGCUGCGCGCCGCCACCGCCGCCACCACGCAGCCCUCUGGGCCGUUGCUUAGGGUGUCUAGCGAGUCGGUGCUCGAGGCGGCGCCGCGGAAGCGGCUGGGUGAGGCGGACACGGAGCUCACGGACGUCCGCGCCCACGAGUGGAAGCCGCUGGAGGAGCCGGCCGCGGAGCGCGUGCCGCCCGGGCCUGCCUUGCGGCUCAGCGAGUAGUGCAGGCUGCCGCCUCCGUGCAGCGGCGCGAACGGGGCGCCCAGCAGCGCAUCGGCGCUGCCGAAGCUCAUCAUGGCCGGAGCAGGCCCCGCCCAACAGGUCCCCAGCCCCUCCCGCCAGGUUGCACCCUCGACCCCGCCCCCGGGGUGUGCGUCCACCGGAAGUUCCGCGCACGGGCCUCUUACUUCCGCUCGGCAGGUGACAGCCGUGGAGCUUGGAGCCGCCGGCUGCUGCGACGCACCGGAGGAGAGGGAGGCGGAGGCUGCGGACAUUUUGCUGCUGAAGCGAGCCGAGCCGCGGCACCCGGAGCCGUUUGGAUUUGUGGGGGCCAGAACAAUGACUCGGGAGUUAAAGACACUGCUGCCAAGCUUGAUAAACCCGAGUUCUAUCUCUGGGACCCACACAGUGGGAGGAGAGGAUCUAAUUCUGCAAGUUGUCCCCUGACUUCCACACCCAUGUUGGAACAUGGUGUAUACCCACACACAAGUCUGGCCACAGAUAAAGGACCAAAAUGACUGACUCAAAAUACUUCACCACAACCAAGAAAGGGGAGAUCUUUGAGCUGAAGGCAGAGCUUAACAGUGACAAGAAGGAGAAGAAGAAGGAGGCAGUGAAGAAAGUGAUUGCAUCAAUGACUGUGGGCAAAGAUGUCAGUGCUCUCUUCCCUGAUGUGGUGAACUGCAUGCAGACAGACAACCUGGAGCUAAAGAAGCUGGUGUACCUGUACUUGAUGAACUAUGCCAAGAGUCAGCCUGACAUGGCCAUUAUGGCUGUCAACACCUUUGUGAAGGACUGUGAGGACCCCAAUCCUCUCAUCCGGGCCCUGGCUGUGAGGACUAUGGGCUGCAUCCGAGUUGACAAGAUUACAGAGUACUUGUGUGAACCACUCCGGAAGUGCCUGAAGGAUGAAGACCCAUAUGUGCGCAAGACAGCGGCUGUGUGUGUGGCCAAGCUCCAUGACAUCAAUGCCCAGCUGGUAGAAGACCAGGGCUUCCUGGACACGCUUAAAGACCUCAUCUCAGACUCUAACCCCAUGGUGGUAGCGAAUGCAGUGGCUGCCCUGUCAGAGAUCGCUGAGUCUCACCCCAGUAGCAACCUGCUUGACUUGAACCCACAGUCUAUCAACAAGCUGCUGACAGCCCUUAAUGAGUGCACUGAAUGGGGCCAGAUCUUCAUUCUGGACUGUCUGGCCAACUACAUGCCCAAGGAUGACCGUGAGGCCCAGAGCAUCUGUGAGCGGGUCACUCCUAGACUCUCCCAUGCCAACUCUGCUGUGGUGCUGUCUGCGGUGAAGGUGCUGAUGAAGUUCAUGGAGAUGCUGUCCAAGGACCUGGACUACUAUGCCACACUGCUCAAGAAGCUGGCCCCUCCCCUGGUCACACUGCUGUCCGCAGAGCCAGAGCUGCAGUAUGUGGCCCUGCGCAACAUCAAUCUCAUUGUACAGAAAAGGCCAGAGAUCUUGAAGCAUGAAAUGAAGGUUUUCUUUGUGAAGUACAAUGACCCCAUCUACGUGAAGCUGGAGAAACUGGACAUUAUGAUCCGCCUGGCCUCCCAGGCCAACAUUGCCCAGGUAUUGGCAGAACUCAAAGAGUAUGCUACAGAAGUAGACGUGGAUUUCGUACGGAAGGCAGUGCGUGCCAUUGGCCGCUGUGCCAUCAAGGUGGAGCAAUCUGCAGAGCGCUGUGUGAGCACAUUGCUUGAUCUCAUCCAGACCAAGGUCAACUAUGUGGUUCAGGAAGCCAUUGUGGUCAUUAAGGACAUCUUCCGCAAGUACCCCAACAAGUAUGAGAGUGUGAUAGCUACACUGUGUGAGAAUCUGGACUCUCUGGAUGAGCCUGAGGCCCGAGCCGCUAUGAUCUGGAUAGUGGGCGAGUAUGCCGAGCGGAUUGACAAUGCAGACGAGCUGCUCGAGAGCUUCCUGGAAGGUUUCCAUGAUGAGAGCACUCAGGUCCAGCUACAGCUACUGACAGCCAUUGUGAAACUCUUCCUGAAGAAGCCAACAGAGACUCAGGAGCUGGUGCAGCAGGUCCUCAGUUUGGCCACUCAGGACUCAGACAAUCCAGACCUUCGGGACCGUGGCUACAUCUACUGGCGCUUGCUCUCCACGGACCCUGUAGCUGCUAAAGAGGUGGUACUGGCUGAGAAGCCCCUCAUCUCAGAGGAGACAGACCUUAUUGAGCCUACACUUCUGGAUGAACUCAUCUGCUACAUUGGCACGCUGGCCUCUGUCUACCACAAGCCUCCCAACGCCUUUGUGGAGGGUGGCCGGGGAGUGGUACAUAAGAGCCUGCCACCCCGCACUGCCUCGAGUGAGAGCACAGAGAGCCCUGAGACAGCUCCUGCUGGAGCACCUGCUGGUGAUCAGCCUGAUGUCAUUCCUGCCCAGGGUGACCUGUUAGGUGACCUCCUCAACCUGGACCUUGGGCCCCCAGUGAGUGGCCCACCCUUAGCUGCCUCCUCCGUGCAAAUGGGAGCUGUGGAUCUUCUUGGUGGUGGCCUCGACAGCCUGAUGGGGGAUGAGUCUGAAGGGAUUGGAGAUAGCAACUUUGGGGCACCUUCAGCAUCAGUGGCCGCAGCACCAGCACCAGCCAGACUUGGAGCACCCAUCAGCAGUGGCUUAAGUGACCUCUUUGACCUGACCAGUGGUGUGGGCACCCUUUCAGGAUCCUAUGUAGCUCCCAAAGCAGUCUGGCUCCCUGCCAUGAAGGCCAAGGGACUGGAGAUCUCUGGCACCUUCACCCGGCAGGCUGGCUCCAUCUCUAUGGACCUGCAGCUGACUAACAAGGCCCUGCAGGUCAUGACAGAUUUUGCUAUCCAGUUCAAUCGUAACAGCUUUGGCUUGGCCCCUGCUGCACCUCUCCAGGUGCACGUACCACUCAGCCCCAACCAGACCGUGGAGAUCUCCCUGCCUCUUAACACAGUGGGCUCAGUCUUGAAGAUGGAGCCUCUAAACAAUCUUCAGGUGGCUGUGAAGAACAACAUUGACGUCUUCUACUUCAGCACUUUGUACCCACUGCAUGUCCUCUUCGUGGAGGAUGGGAAGAUGGACCGGCAGAUGUUCCUGGCCACAUGGAAGGACAUUGCCAACGAGAACGAAGCCCAGUUCCAGAUCAGAGACUGCCCGCUUAACACAGAGGCUGCGAGCAACAAGCUACAGAGCAGUAACAUUUUCACUGUCGCCAAGAGGAACGUGGAGGGCCAGGAUAUGCUCUACCAAUCUCUGAAGUUGACCAAUGGCAUCUGGGUGCUGGCGGAGCUGCGGAUCCAGCCAGGCAACCCCAGCUUCACGCUGUCCCUGAAGUGUCGAGCACCGGAGGUGUCCCAGCAUGUAUACCAGGCCUACGAGACUAUCCUCAAGAACUGAAGCCCUGUCGCAUCCACCCCAGCCUUCUGCCAGCCCAGUCAUGGAACCCUGCAGGUGGCAGUACCUCCUCCUUUCUUUGAGGAAAGGCCAGGUGGGCUCCUGAACCACCCAGGAGGCUCCCCUGAUCCUAACUGAGGGUCUGGAGCAGGGCCAUGUCUCCUCCCAGAGUGAAAUCUCAGUGCAUCUCCAGUGGCUGCUUUUUUCUAUUGCUGUUGAUGUGGGAUCAAAGGAAAUGGAGCCAGCACAGCAUCAGAAGCUGGACAGAGGGCCACAGGGUGCUCUUCCUUCUCUUCUCCUGGGUGUGAACAUGGACCCCACCCCCACCCCCAGGGUCCUAGCCCAUAAUCCCUGCCCAGUCUCCUCAGUGAGCCUGUCCUGGGUGGAGUCCUCUGGGUGCCAAUAUUACUGCUUGGGACUCCAAGGGCUGGAAGUGGUGAUGGGCAGAUGUGAGCCCAGAGGAGCAGCCUGGGCCAGCACCAUCUGCCCCAUGUAACCCCAGUCGGUGCUCUGUGGCCACCUGCAGGUCCCAGAGCCCAGCUGGGAUUAUGUUCUCUGUGCCCCGGAAGAUGGUCACUGCCUACAAAACAUUCCUGGUGUCCCCUCUGUGAGUCCAGGGCUCUUAGAACAGAAAUAGGGUAAGAGGUGGAGCAAGGGGCAGUGGACAUGCUUCUGGUGUGAGGUCCUGUGGGUUCUCCAGCAGCCGCUGGCUCCCCUGGCUCCCAGUCUGUGUGUGUGACAGCUAUCCUGUCACUGCUGUUUGAUAAUAAAGAGAUUCUGCUUUCGGCAA
This is a messenger RNA of Mus musculus (house mouse), 4692 nucleotides long. RefSeq names its product adaptor protein complex AP-1, beta 1 subunit (gene Ap1b1). The record is from RefSeq and is a predicted model, not a curated record. Lineage: Eukaryota; Metazoa; Chordata; Mammalia; Rodentia; Muridae. The transcript is spliced from 24 exons. Gene Ontology annotation, molecular function: clathrin binding. Bases 1053 to 3905 code for a protein of 950 amino acids. Gene Ontology annotation, biological process: intracellular protein transport; vesicle-mediated transport; protein transport. Gene Ontology annotation, cellular component: clathrin-coated vesicle membrane; membrane coat; endomembrane system.